AAUAGCAAUUUUUUUUUUUUAAAAAAGUAACCCACUUUUAAAAUAUCCGGACUAAAAUACCCUCUAUUACUAAUUUUUCUUUUUAUUUUUAUUUUAUUUUUUAUCUCUUUUCGUCGACCAAAACACUUUUUCUGCUUUCCCUUUCCUUAUUCUUUUUUGAAACACAGGAAGGUGCACACAGUCCAUGAUGGAUCUGGAAAUGUUUUCAAGUUAGCUGCACCAGUGGAAUGCAAGGGUAUUGUUGGCAGUGAUGACAGGCAUUAUCUCCUUGACUUGAUGAGAGUCACUCCUCGUGAUGCAAACUACACUGGACCUGGGUCUCGAUUUUGUAUCUUGAGACCAGAAUUAAUUACAGCUUUUUGCCAGGCCAAAGCUACAGAGAGAUCCAAAACUAAGUCCACGUCUCAAGGAGAUGCUCAUAUUGCCAGUAAUUCUCCAAAUGUUGAUGGUGAAAUACAGAUAAAUGGAUUCAGAUUACCAACGAAGGUUUUGGGACUCGGAGAUAUCGAGGGCAAAGGUUAAUUGUAGAUCGAACUUCUGGAAAGCCGUGUCGGAUAUUAAGUUCAAACUGACUCCAGCCCAAAUAAAGAAGUUUGAGGAUAGCUGUUUUGGCCACUUUUUGAAGGCCAACGAGAUACAAUUUAGUGGCCACAUCGUCAACAGCAUGCUGUAUAGGCAAUGUGUUUGCGACGACAAGGACUCUAUGGUAUUCAAUUUUGGAGGGCGUGGUGCUAGAUUUACACAGAGGGACUUCACCAUAAUUACAGGUCUACGGUUUGGUUACGAACCCAAUAGGCAGGUUAACAUCUCUACUCGUAUUAGUGACACGUAUUUUGGCGGAAAGCGAAAGGUCACUAAUUCGGAGAUAACCGAAGCUUUCCUGACUGCACAGUGUCAAGACAAUGAUGAAGCCGACGAUGAUAGAUUGAAGUUGGCUUUAUUAUAUUUCCUAGAGACGGUUCUUCUAGGCAAAGAAAGCAUGGCCACCGCACCUCAUAAUCACUUGGAGAUGGUGGACGAUUUAGAGUACUUCAAUAACUAUCCAUGGGGUACUUUAUCGUAUACUACCACCAUUAGAUCGUUGAAGAGUGCUUUUGAGCAUAGAGAGUCCAUCGCUUUAAACAAGUCAAAGAGUUAUAGUCUUUGUGGGUUUCCUUUGGCUUUCAUGAUUUGGGGUUUUGAGACAAUUCCUUCGUUGGGUCAAGCAUUCGGAAAGAAGUUGCCGGACAUGGCAUUCCCUCGAAUUCUUAAUUGGCAUUUUUCACAAGUGCCAAGAUUUGAGAAGGCCACUGAACUCUUCGAUCAUCGUGAUUAUCCCGUUCAUGGCUUAAUGAAUGUGACUGAAGUUGAGCAUGCAUAUAUCGGCAACUUGGCAUUGGAUGUACAUCAUGACAGUACUCCAUACAAUGUUGCACCUGCUGUUCGAGACAAGCCACCACAGGCAAGUCAUGAUGAAAAAGAUGAAGGUAUUCCACUUACAAGAAGUGGAAUAAGUAAGAAACGGAAAGAGGCGUCUGUGGAAAUUAUGGGAAAAGGAGGGAGGCGGCGAAUGGGACAUAAGCCGACAGACCAGCCUUCUUCAUCGACUGCAGGAGUUGCUGCUCAUGUUCAUGUUGAACCAAUGACUCCAUCCCAACCUCCAACGACUCCAUCCCAACCUCCAACGACUCCAUCCCAUGAUGAGGUACCUUUGAGAGAGAGAUUAACAAUCCUUGAAGGCGAAGUGGCUAGUGUACGGCAAGACGUUAAGGAUUUACGAAUUGCCAUGCUUAGAGAGUUUGCAAGUUUGGACACCAAGCUUGAUACGUUAAUGAAGCACCAAGGAGUGGGAGUUAGUGCUGACGGGUUGGGAGAUGGGAUGGACGGUCAAGGGGAUGAAAAUAAAGGAGAGUAUGGUCCCGAUGCGACCCCCGUUGAUAGACAGUCACAGCCAUAUGUUGACGACCUUGCAGGACCAAGUGUUACGAUUAUUGAGAAAGUGUCUCCAUCAAAGUUUCCUGCCGGGAGACGUGCAAGAAAGGUAGUAGCUGCUAAGCAAAACAUAGAUAUUGGGAGGAGGGAUAGGAAGGCGGCAGCAGCUAUUACAACUCCUUAUAGUGUCGGAGGCUUGCGGAAAAAACUACAGCGCACUUUACCUGGUGCAUCUUCUACUUUGAAGUUCGACCCAUACAAACCAGUACCUACGCGACUUGUAAAAAAUUUUGACAAAUUUAUGAAGUCUGGUUGGGCAUCAAAGGUUGAUAUGGACAUUUUGACAGCGGGUAAAGACUUUUUCCAGUUGCUUAUAAACAGUGGGAAGUGGCUGAAUCACGAUGUAAGUAUACAUUGA
Molecule: messenger RNA, 2329 nt
Organism: Ziziphus jujuba (common jujube)
Lineage: Eukaryota; Viridiplantae; Streptophyta; Magnoliopsida; Rosales; Rhamnaceae
Exons: 8
Coding region: 464-2329 (621 amino acids)
Source: RefSeq, a predicted model, not a curated record